Drosophila biarmipes is the source of this 996-nucleotide messenger RNA. RefSeq names its product transmembrane protein 222. The record is from RefSeq and is a predicted model, not a curated record. The coding region runs from base 228 to 818 and encodes 196 amino acids. The transcript has a single exon. NCBI's taxonomy places the organism in Eukaryota, Metazoa, Arthropoda, Insecta, Diptera, Drosophilidae.
CCAACACUGUCACUCGACAUGUAAAUAAACAGCUAGAUUGUGGGUGAAUUGUGUUUGUGCCGUACACAUACUGCCAGAAAUCCGUGAAUUGCGCCGCUUAUCGUACAAUUCCAGCGAAAUCGGAAAACGUUAGCGACCGCUUUGGUGGGCACUGCGACCGGAUAGACUGUGAGUGACUGUUCUUGUGGUUUCCCCGCACACAAACUUCCACCUGAUUCAGUGUAAUAAUGUCGACGAACCCAAGACCUCAGCGACCAGCGUCGGAGGACGUGCAGAUCUCGAUGGGCGGCUCCGGCGGAGGAUCCGGCGAUGGCGUGCCGGACAGGCUGCCACCGAUUAGCGAGAAGGACCAGCGCUUCCCCUACUGCAUCGUGUGGACGCCCAUUCCGGUGCUCACCUGGCUGCUGCCCAUGAUAGGGCACAUGGGCAUCUGCACCUCGACCGGGGUGAUCCGUGACUUUGCCGGCCCCUACUUCGUCUCGGAGGACAACAUGGCGUUUGGGCGACCCACUCGCUACCUGCGCUUGCACCCCAAGUACGUGGAGGGCGGCAGCUACGCCUGGGACGAGGCUGUGUCCAAGGCUUCCGUGCUCUAUGGCACCCGCAUGCACAACAUCUUCUGCGACAACUGCCACUCGCAUGUGGCCACUGCGCUCAUCAACAUGCGGUACAAGGACAGCACCGGCUGGAACAUGGUCAUCCUCAGCAUGUGGCUCUUCGUCUGCGGGCGCUAUGUCGGGAUCGGUGGCUUCAUUAAGUCCUGGCUGCCGUUUGCGAUUUUCGUCACCGUCUGCGUACUGCUGGGCGUCUACUUCUAGUGACUAAGAUUAUGUUUAAGCGAACGUUAAUGAUUUGCAGUUUGAUAACAUUUGUCGUGUGUAUAAUACAAAAGGGCAUUGAACAAACGGCACAGAAGCAAUUAAGAUAACUUGGCUUGCGCACUUUAUCUAUGUAUUUAUGUAUGUCGUGCAAUAAACAAAACCUUUUAUUUAUUUA